Messenger RNA from Mya arenaria, 1005 nucleotides. RefSeq names its product putative deoxyribonuclease TATDN3. The coding region runs from base 168 to 998 and encodes 276 amino acids. The transcript has 11 exons. The record is from RefSeq and is a predicted model, not a curated record. Gene Ontology annotation, molecular function: hydrolase activity, acting on ester bonds. Lineage: Eukaryota; Metazoa; Mollusca; Bivalvia; Myida; Myidae.
GCUACUCUUAGUGAAAGAAAUAAUGAAAUUUGAAAAUCAUGAUGAUGUGAAAAAACAUGAUGUGUUCUAGUUAAUCUAUCGACUGUCAUUAUCAGCGUCUUGCGUCAUUCAUUAAAAUAGUCCUUCGAGAAUCCGACUGCAUAAAUACAAAAUCACCAGUUUAUGUAAUGGCAGACUGUUUGGACCAGGUUGUAAUGAUUGACUGCCAUUGUCACUUAGCAGACAAGGAUUUCUUCCAGGACAUUGAUAAGGUGAUUGAAGAUGCACAGAAGGCAGGUGUGAAAGCAGCCCUGGUGUGCGCAACCGCUGUUGGUGAAUUUUCUCGAGUGAUUGAGCUUGCAGACAGGUUUCCUGAUUUUGUGCUGCCGUGUCUGGGUGUUCAUCCUGUACAGGGAGCAUUGACAGGGGAACAGAGAUGUGUCACUCUGCAGGAUCUUGAGGAGGCCGUACCCCUUAUAGAGAAGUAUAAGGACAGACUUGGAGCUAUAGGAGAGAUAGGCCUUGACUUCCAACCCCGGAUCACUCCGACAGCUGAAGACAAGGAUGUACAGAGAUCUGUGCUGACUCAGCAGAUUGAGAUCGCCAAGAAAUACAGCCUACCUAUAAAUGUUCAUUCACGAUCUGCAGGGAGACCUACCAUUGCUUUACUAAAGGAGCUGGGUGUAAAGAAUGCCUUGUUGCAUGCAUUUGAUGGCAACCCGAAAUAUGCCAUGGAAGGUGUCCGUGAAGGCUACUUCUUUUCGAUUCCCCCAUCCAUUGUACGCAGUGAACAGAAGCAGAAGCUCGUAAAAGCGUUACCAGUGGACAAUCUGCUCCUGGAGACAGACUCCCCUGCCCUUGGACCAGAGAAACAGGUUCGGAACGUGCCCAGUAACCUGAGCGUCUCAUGCAGCUAUAUUGCCGAGGUUAAACAACUACCGACCAAUCAGCUGGCCAGGAUCACCACACAGAAUGCCAUCAAACUUUUCCCCAAACUUGCUAAAUACAUAAAGAGAUGAUACUUUC